Pipistrellus nathusii (Nathusius's pipistrelle) is the source of this 588-nucleotide messenger RNA. The record is from the annotation of a GenBank genome assembly. Lineage: Eukaryota; Metazoa; Chordata; Mammalia; Chiroptera; Vespertilionidae.
AUGACUUUAACAUGUGCCGCCAAUGGUGUUAACGUGGUGAUUGUUCCCGGGAACGGAGACGUGAAUGUGGCGGACGAGGACGGAUGGUAUUGCUGGGUGAAGAAGAGGCUGGAUCAGAUACCUGGUUUCCAGUGUUUGACUAAAAACAUGCCUGACCCAAUUACAGCUCGAGAGAGCAUCUGGCUACCCUUCAUGGAGACAGAGCUGCAUUGUGACGAGAGGACCAUCAUCAUAGGCCACAGUUCCGGGGCCAUCGCGGCCAUGAGGUAUGCAGAAACACAUCGAGUGUAUGCGAUUGUAUUAGUGUCUGCAUACACAUCAGACUUAGGGGAUGAAAAUGAACGUGCAAGUGGCUACUUCAACCGUCCCUGGCAGUGGGAGAAGAUCAAAGCCAACUGCCCUCUCAUUGUGCAGUUUGGCUCCACUGAUGAUCCUUUCCUACCAUGGAAGGAACAACAAGAAGUGGCAGACAGUUUGGAAACCAAAUUUUACAAAUUCACUGACCGUGAGCACUUUCAGGACACAGAGUUUCCUGAAAUGAUUGAGGUGGUAAAGGCUAUACUGAAAAUAUCAGCACAAACAGAAUGA